Molecule: messenger RNA, 1892 nt
Organism: Aphanomyces invadans
Lineage: Eukaryota; Oomycota; Saprolegniomycetes; Saprolegniales; Verrucalvaceae
Exons: 2
Coding region: 164-1114 (316 amino acids)
Cellular component (GO): membrane
Source: RefSeq, a predicted model, not a curated record
CAUUAGCUGCUCCUGUCGAAGGAAAUCGAAUCCAAAGCGCCAUGGCCACUCAGCAUAGUCAUAUCUCGAUCCCUCAUCCAACGUGAGCCCGUGUGCGAUGGGGCAGCGAACCAACCCUGCGACUUUGGUCACGGGAUAUCGUUCGAAGACGUCGUCAAAAUAGAUGUCCCAAGUCAAGAUAGUGCGUUGUUUUGAUCGGUAUUGCAGUCAACUAAAUGAUGUUGGACUUGAGCCAAUCAAAUCGAAGGAAGUUCAAAGGGUACCCAUUGACGCAAUCGGAUUGGACCACAGGCACAGCCGUGAACGUGCUGGAGACAACGCUGAAGUCGUGAUGGUGGCGUGGGAAGUCGACGUGGUCGGCGCGAUCGAAGCCGUGUCCGCAGUUGCGAGUUUAUGGAUCCUAUGCUGGUCCCCGCCACCUGAAAAUGAGUCGUAUCACUCAUCGUACGCACUGCGUCCGUCCCCGACCGUGUUCAAGCACCUCUUUUAUGUAUGCUGCCUCGUGAGUUUUGUCGCCGUCCUCGUAGCCAACAUUUGGGAAACGGACGGAUCCUGCAUGAACUCGUACGCUGUGUGGGCUUUCUCUCUUCAGAUUCUGUACUGGUCGUGGAGCCUCCAAGACCCCAAGUGCACGAGCCGUGGUCGGCUCAUCUUGUUUGAUGUGGUGUUUCCCGUGAGCAUGUUCAUCUCCCUUGUUGUGUGGCUUGGCUUGUACCCCAUGGCAGGGGACACUCGGAACGAUUUGUAUUGGAACUGGAUUAGCUGGAGCCAGCAUGGCCUCAACACGGCCCUCCUCGUCGUGGAAUUUCUCUGGAGCGACACACGGUCCGUGGGGUGGAGCACUGGCGCAUGGGUUGUCCUCUUUCCCACAACAUACGCCAUCUACGCAUGGGUACUUCACUCGUCGCACCCACAAUCGCCGUGGAUGUACACAUUCCUUCGCGUGGACGAUCCUGCCGCCCCCUUCUGGUACAUCAUGCUUCUCGCCCUGCACGUCGGUCUGUUUGCCGUUGUGUCGUGCAUGGCUGCGUGCAAAGUGCGUGCGAUAGAACAAACCCCGGAGCGAAUUCACCUGUUGGCACGCGACAACCACCUCCAAAUUCGCACCUAUUAAUAAUGCAAUGGCUGAAGAGUCAGGUUCUGUUCACAAGGGGCAAUACGGUCUCUGGUUAGCCCAGUCACAGUGCCCUCCUAACCCGAUUUACUGAGCGAGUGGUAGAGAGUUCUCGGAAGCAGCGCACCUACGACGUAGGAACACCUGCCGCGCGGGCCGUCUUGAGUGCCGUGGCAUACCACUUCAAUUCACUCACAAACUGCUUGACGCCGUUCUUGAGACUUUCGCCGCUGGUGCCAGCGGUAGUUUGGACCGUACCGUCUUCGUUGAGCAGGUUGUGCACGACGGGGAAGGGCAACUCCUUGGGAAUGGUAGCGAGCCCGAGCUCCCCCAAAAACGGGUGCAAUGGACCGGCCGCGCGGAUUCCACCAAAUCCGCCCAUCGAAUACGUAGCUAUGCCUGCAAUCUUGUAAUAGUACUCGGAGUGGUAGAAGUAGUCGAGCGUGUUGCUGAUCACAGGCGAGAACGUGUGGUUGUACUCGGGAGUCACCACUACAAACGCGUCGGACUCGGUGAGUUUGGCCUUCAACUCCUUCAGUGAGUCCGUCUGCUCGUCGACAGGGAGGUAGUCGAAACGGCCGGCAAACAAUGGCAGAUUGAGCUCGCGAGGGUCAACCACGUGCACACCGAAGCCAGCCGACGCCAGGUUCGAUUCGAGGAACUUUGCCACACGAAGGCCUUGGCGACCAGGGCGCACGGAUCCAAGGAGGAUGGAAACAGUCAGCGUCAUCUUGACGAAUGAGGCACGAGAUGAAGGAAACCCCACGUUGUGCCGGCU